Sarcophilus harrisii (Tasmanian devil) is the source of this 5097-nucleotide messenger RNA. RefSeq names its product serine and arginine rich splicing factor 3 (gene SRSF3). Lineage: Eukaryota; Metazoa; Chordata; Mammalia; Dasyuromorphia; Dasyuridae. The transcript has 6 exons. The record is from RefSeq and is a predicted model, not a curated record. Gene Ontology annotation, biological process: mRNA splicing, via spliceosome. Gene Ontology annotation, cellular component: nuclear speck. Bases 363 to 857 code for a protein of 164 amino acids. Gene Ontology annotation, molecular function: RNA binding.
GCGCGCGCGCACUCGGCAUCUGGGGAAGGAAGCCUGCCUUGGCGGGACAAACACAGCUUCCAGGCUCAGGCCUGCUCCCAGCAACCAACCGCUGUCUAAGCGGUGUUCACAACUUAAGACGAAGGGCGGGCCCUUCCGAGGUGUCGGUCACAGCGUUCCUCGGACUCUGAUUGGCCACAGCCCUCUGUCACGUGUCCUGGGGCGGAGGCAUAUAAGCUAGGAGGCGAAGGAGGUGUUCCGCCAUUUUGUGGACGUCGGGGGAGUAGCGCAACAGCUGCGCGGGGACGGAGCCGGGAGGAGCGGGAAAAACCCAGUCGAGCGGUGGGAAUCGUAUCCCCGCUUGUUAAGCCACAGCAGACGAGAUGCAUCGUGACUCUUGUCCACUGGACUGUAAGGUUUAUGUAGGUAACCUUGGUAACAAUGGCAACAAGACCGAAUUGGAGCGAGCUUUUGGAUAUUAUGGGCCACUCCGAAGUGUGUGGGUUGCAAGAAAUCCUCCCGGCUUUGCUUUUGUUGAAUUUGAAGAUCCCAGAGAUGCAGCUGAUGCUGUUAGAGAACUAGAUGGAAGAACACUUUGUGGUUGCCGAGUAAGGGUGGAACUGUCGAAUGGGGAGAAAAGAAGUCGGAAUCGUGGUCCUCCACCUUCUUGGGGUCGUCGCCCACGGGAUGAUUAUCGGAGAAGAAGUCCUCCACCCCGUCGCAGAUCACCACGGAGAAGAAGCUUUUCUCGCAGCCGGAGCAGGUCCCUUUCAAGAGAUAGAAGAAGAGAGAGAUCACUGUCAAGGGAGAGAAAUCAUAAGCCUUCUCGUUCCUUUUCCAGGUCUCGCAGUCGCUCUAGGUCAAAUGAAAGGAAAUAGAACAUCGGCCUUCAAGAGGAGUGAUGUACAGGAAGUAGCCCUUCAUUUGACAGGAGCAUGUACAGAACAUUACAAGUUUUGUUUGAGCCUUCAUAAGCUCAGUGCAUUUUUAAAAUGUUUUAGCUGUUAAAAUUUGUUUAUUGUCUUGUAACAGUGACACAUGUAAAGAUGUGUAUCUGUAUGGUUUAAAACAGAUCAUAUAAGGCAUGUAAUACCAAGAAUUUGUUAACUUUACAGUGUUCCCUUAAACGAAAUUCUAAUUUCUAUUGAUUUUUAUUGUUUUGCAUCGAUUUGCAAAUUUCUAAAACCUGCAAUGGCUAAAAAAUAUCUUGUGUCUUCUGGGGAGGAAAUGACAGACUACAUUGGAGAACCUUGAUUUUUGUCCACAGCAGAUUUAUAUGUGCAGCAUCAGUUAAACGAAAUGUAUUGUUAAAGCUCCUCUUAGAACAGGCCAGCAGGUAAAUUGGAAAGUAAAAAGCAUACAAAAAUAAAGAUAAUUGCUUUGCUCAAAUGUGUGAUGGCAAUUUUAGAAAAGAAAAACAAAUUAUUCUAAGUAGACACAUAUCUUUAAGUGAAAACCUUUAAGAGGUUUUGAGGAAUUUAGUUUUUUUUUUUUUUUUUUUUACACUUAAGGUCAUGGAUUCUUUUUGUAGUUGAUGCACUGUGAGUAAAUAAGUAGUGAUAUAAAAAUUUGCCAUUCACACAGACUUCCCAGUUUAAGGGUACAUUGUAGAGAUAAAACUUUUUGAGUUACUGUGCAAGAUUUUUUUUCAUGAUGUCAUUUGUAACAUGUUUUGUGAGACCUUCGGGAUUAAAGUUUUGGUUACAAAUUGUUGCUUAACUUUUGAAUACUUAAAAGUUUUCCUUGUAGAACCUAAUUCAGCCUAUGAGCUUGGUACAUGCAGUCCAGGUUUAAACAUUCCUAUCAGAAGCCAUACUUAUAUUUUUCUUGUUAAAGUGCUUUUGAAGUAAUAAAAUACUAGCUAGCCUAUUUGUGUGGUAGCCAGUUGAAUCCACUGUUCAUCACAGUUCUUGUAUAAAAGCAGUUGAUUGCACAAAGCUGCUACUUUGAGUUGGACUUGAUUACUUUGAGAGUGGUUUCUUGGUUGGGGGAGGAGUAGUUCUGCUAGGUAAUCAUAGUUGCCCUCUCCUUAAAAAGAGAAGCCAGUUCAGGGUUCAUGAUACUGCAAUUUGCUCAGAGAAAUAUCAGGAUAAUAUUUCAUUGUAACCCAAAUUGAAAUGGCCUUAAGAGGCUUUCAGCAUGAAAACAAUUCUCACUUAAAUUUAGAUUGCUUCCAUUCUAUAAGUUGAGGUUUUGCAUGGAAAUUCCAAACUAAGCAUCAUGAUGUAAAAUUCAUAUUAUAGCUCAAAUGUAACAGUGUAGAACUGAAAAUAUGGAGGCAUGCUUAACCUUCCUGGAUACUAGGAGGGAUUGUAAUUUCAAACUUUUGUGCACUUAGAUUAAAUCAUAAUGCAACAGUUUUGUGGCUUAGUUUCCUUAAAUGUGCUUUUAAAGUAGUAUUGGGUAAUGUAUCAUAAGUUCUUUUCUCAAUGUCAGUUCAGGCAUUACAUUGAGAUAAAAUUCUGAGUAAAUUUCAUUUGAAAUAUUUCCUGAACGUUCCAUAAAUUCAUAUUAUGUGAAAUUUAUUUCAGAUAGCUGUGGUUGCACUGUGUCAAUAGGAUACAAUUUUAUGCACCCUCUAAGAAGACCAAUGAGUAGCAACAGUAGCUAACCAUAAGAUUUUUGAAUCAGAGUUCACUUAUUCAGAAGAGGCUUCCUGAGUACCCCCCCUCCCCCAAAAUAGCUACAUUGGGAACUGGAAGAAUUUUACUUAAAUGAAGAAUAAUUUUUUUAUUCUACAGCACUUAAAUAUUUCAGAACUCUCCUUUAAGGGGAGGGGAAAGUCUCACUGUGAUCACACAAUACAAGGUAGGGAUUUCAUUGUUCCCCCAAGAAGCCUGUCUUCUUGGUUUUCCAAUUAUGAAAUUUAGCCUAUUUGUAGAGACUCAUCAUUACCCAUCCCCCCCUUCUGAAGUAAUGCUGCUUGGAGGUGUCUGUAAGUAAAACAUCCUUUGAGAUAUAUGCACGACUUCAUAUUUGUCUAAAACGUUCAUAGUUCUAGAAGAGCUAGAGAAGGCUUGGGGAAGGAAGCUUUGGUUAUGUGUGUUCCCUUAGAACCCUGGGAGGUGAAGAUAUGAUUUAGGUAAACCAAUUUGCAUACUCUUAGCAUGGUACUAGUACUAGCCAUAAUUGAAAACACUUUAUACUACAACAGACUGCUUUUGUGCUGUUCACUCAACAUUAGUUAAAUUAAGUGAUGAGAAGUUUAUACACAAUUCUAUUUUUCAAGGAGCUUUAUGGUUUUAAGUUUGUAUUCAGCAUUAAAAUUUUGAGAAAUUAUUUUUAGACAUGAAAUUAUGAGUUGAGGUAUACUGAUUAAAGUGUCCACUAGGGGUCGCUGUAUUAAUAAUCUUUGAUUCAUUCUAAUUGAAAGUGUAGGGAUUGGUUUUUUUUUUUUUUUAAAUAACAAUACCCAGAGGUAUUUUUAUGCAUCUUGGUUGAGUAUUUCUGUGCUGCAGGAUCUUUUAUUGUGUCCUGUGUUGAUGUCAUUUAGUCCUAGCCAGGGCAAUGGGAGAAGAAAAGAGUUAUUAAUUGCCAUAGUUAAUAGUUCUCAAAUACUUUGUAUUUGUGUAACACUUUCAAAGCACUUUCAUGUUCCUUAGUUCCUCACUAAUAUCCUUAGGUCAUAAUUUUUAGUUCCUGUUAGAGCUGGGGUUUAAGUUCAUGUCUUGUGCUUCCCUGAUUUCAGAUUUGCAUAAAAUAUAAACAUUUGAUUAAAGUUGUUAAUAAAUGGGAAAACUGGCAAUAUUUUUUAUUAUUGAGCUUUAGUUGAAGCAAAAAUGUGAUUAGUUCUUGAAUGAGAAGAUGCAUACAUUGAUAAUUGCCUAACUUUUAGUUCUACUUUUGCUGUUUAAAAUGUAUGCCUGUUAAAGAAAAUAAAGCUUUAAUGUCAACAUAGUUCAGUAUAGGCUUAUUGCCUAAUAUAUUAUAGUCAUAAGGAAGCCAAAUAUUUAAGAUGAAAUGAUUGUUUUUCCAAAGUAUAAUGCCUUAACCAGACCAACAUUCUUGCUUUUAGAAUUUGGGCUGGAUUAUUGAACAAGUCGAGAACCUUUGGAUAUUAUGACAUCAACCCAGAUAUUUAUUUCUCACCCUUGAGUUGCUAUUUAGUUGGCAAAUAUAUCAUUUCUGGCAAAAUGACUUGUCUUCUUUGGAAGUUGGAAGAAUAACCUUUUGCAAUCCAAAAAGUUCACAUCUAAGAAGGUAAACAUUGGUAAUGCAAAAUUUGAAGACAGAGACAUUGUAGAUAUUCCUUCCACAAUGUUUGUAGUUGUUGCAGGCUAAAAAGGCACUUGAUGACCAACAAUGUUGAGAAACCUGUAAUCUUGAACUGAACUAGGCAGGCUCCUAGACAACUGUCUACUCCCAGCACCACCAUAUUGGGAGCCAUAUCAGCUCAAGGAUUUGUCCCACUACUGUGAGGAAGAAUAAGAAUGGAGGCUUAUCUGGAAGAGCUAUAAUAAAAAACCAGCAAAGUCUAAAACUGAAUCAUUAAUUUUAAAGGACAUUAUUAGUACAGUGAAAAUAGUGAUCAGACGUGUCUUUUUGUUCCAUGAGAUAAUAAUCUGGAUUUUGUUUUUGUGGGAGGUAGAAAUGGGAAAAGAACACAAAUCAUCUUAAGCUCUGGCAUUCAGCAGCCUCUAUAAUGGUAAAUAUGUGUGGAAAAGGUCAUGUCAACAUUAAAAGGAAUUUACAUGAAAGGAAGACUGAAGUUCCAGAUUGAAUUUUACAAAUGUAAAGCAUUUGAAGAUUGCAUUGAAAAUGAUUUGUUAUAGAAUACAUACAUUAUAGAGGAAAUGGCUUUGACUCUUUCCUGUGUUUGGCAUACUGUCAUUAUAUGUGAUGUCAAGUAAGGCUUCUAGAAAUUCUUUGCAUUGAGAUUAUGAGUUGUAGCAUUUUUGUUUUCCCUCACCACUACCACUUAGCCAUUUUGGGGGCUAAGGGAGGAAAGAACGCCCUUGAAUGCAAUUUGACCCAAAAAAAAAAAAAAUCACUUUUGGCCAUGUCCAAACUAUAUUUCAUUCUACAUCUCGAGUUCACCUCUUGUCAGGACAUAGAUGGCAUGCUUCAUUUAACACUCUUCUGGUUGAAAAUUGCAUUAAUAAAAGAGUUCUUAAGCCA